AUGGCGCAGGUGCGAGCGGACAGCGACGCAAGUGCCGAAGCGACGGCGCCCGAGCCGGACGGACCGGAGGAGCGGCUGCAUGCGAUCUGCGGGCGCGAGUCGGCGCACGGGCUCAAGCUGCUGCUCAAGCGAGCCGCGCUGUUCGCGGCGAACCGGGCGCUCAUCCACGAGGCCCUCGGCGCCGAGCGCCGCCAGACAGUCUUCAUCCCCACCACCGCCACCCGCCUCGCCGAUCCCACUCAUCGCCCCCCCGAGAUCCUGCCCGUCGACCACCCCGCCAUCCCCCUCCCGCCUUCGUUCAUCGCCGCCGCCUCCGCUCUCUUGCGCGGCUUCCAAUGGAUCCCCCUCGCCGGACAACCCUCCCAUCGAUCCGCAUCGCCUCUGGUGCGAGCUGUGCAGGCCUUCUUCGGCGCCCAGGCCGCCGAGCGGCUGGCCGACGAGCUGCCGCGCUGGGAGCAGUACGACGACUUGGUGCUCUUCCCGCCCCACGCGUUCCGGACGGCCGGCUUCGCGGGCCUGGACGCGGCGCGCCGCGCGGCGUUCUUCGCGGCGGUCGCGGCCGAGUUCGGCGUCUCUCGGGUCGCGCGGAAGGGGCUGAUCGAGCGCGCGGACGUCGCCCGGCAUCCCCGGCUCGAGCCGCUCCACGGCGUCUUCCGCCACAGACUCUCACCCGACGGCCGGCCGUGCUCGCUCGCCGACGUCUUCUGGACCGCCACCCGCUUCCCCACCCCCCACGGCCUCCUGCACUACGUGUGGGCACCCAGCGAGACCAUGUACUGUCGCGGGAACAGCCCCGAGAAGCGCAGGAUCGCCGCGCUCGCCAACGUCGCCGGCACGGUCGUCGUCGACAUGUGCUGCGGCAUCGGCUUCUUCGCGUUCGGGUAUCUGCUGGCGGGUGCCGCCCGGGUCGUCGGCUGCGAGAUCUCCCCCUGGGCCGUCGAGGGCUUGCGCCGCGGGGCGGUCCUCAACCGGGUCCCGUACGAGAUCGUGGAUCCCGAGGCGGAGCUCACGCCCGACCUGCUCGACGCCUCCCCCGCCCGUCUGCUCAUCUUCCCAGCAGAGAACGCCCGCGGCCUGCCCCUCUACCGCCACCGCGCCUCCCACGUCAACCUCGGCCUGCUGCCCAGCUCGCUCGACUUCCUGCCCCAGGCCGUCCUCGCCCUCCGGCCCGAAGGAGGCUGGAUACACAUCCAUGCCGAACUCGCCGUCCCCGCCGGCCCCCCCGGAAGGCAACAUGCCGCCGAGCAGUGGGCCCAACAGCCCCGACAACUCGUCCUCCGCCUCGGCCGCCAGUCCGCUAGAGUCGUCGAUAUCCACUGGAUCAAGUCCAUCGGACCCGCCAGGGAACAUAUCGUCGUCGAAUUGGAAGUAGGCCCUUCAAAAACAUCCACAUAG
Messenger RNA from Puccinia triticina, 1395 nucleotides. RefSeq lists its product as uncharacterized. The record is from RefSeq and is a predicted model, not a curated record. The transcript has a single exon. Gene Ontology annotation, cellular component: cytoplasm. Bases 1 to 1395 code for a protein of 464 amino acids. Gene Ontology annotation, biological process: tRNA methylation. Gene Ontology annotation, molecular function: tRNA methyltransferase activity. NCBI's taxonomy places the organism in Eukaryota, Fungi, Basidiomycota, Pucciniomycetes, Pucciniales, Pucciniaceae.